GUACUGGUUCAGACCGAGGAGGGAGAGAGGAACGAACAACAAUGGUUCUAUUACCACUUUUGUUCCUGUUGGGGUGGCAGUUCCUCUGCGGCCGCGGGCAGUUCCAGUCCACCGCCAUUGAGCUGCUGACAAAGGCCGCACUCGAGUGGGAGGGGCCUCUGCCGUGCGGCCAGUGGGACUGCAACUGCGCCUUCCAGCACCAGCGCGGCUGCUGCUGUGCAGCCAAUCAGAUGUUCGAGUUGGAGGACGACUGCUUCGGGAGGAUUCAUAACCUGUGGCACGACGUCACGUCACUGAAAUACAAAGCGGAAAUGCUCACAGAUUACAGCCACAUUGCCUUCAAAGCCACCAUGGAUCCAAGUAAUAGCAACAGAAUAUUUGGAGCCUCUCUGCCUUGCUUUGGUCCUUUCAAUACCAAUGUGCCGAUCCCCUACUCCAUCGUCAGUCUUAACGAUGGCAAUGCAUAUAACCCUUCAUUGGGUGUCUUCACGGCUCCUUGCUCCGGUGUUUUCGUCUUCUCCUUCACCGUCUACUCAUAUGUGGGGGAGAAAGAGCUCCUCUACUAUAAAGUCCUGCUGAUGAAGAACAGAGUGGUGGCGGUCAGCGCGUGGGAGAACAACCGGGAGGACUUUGAAGACAACGCCAAUCAAGUGGUGGUGCUGAAGCUGCAGCGAGGCGAUCAGGUCUACGUUGAGCUGAUAUCCGGGAGGAAGCUCUGCAAACACCUGCAGUACAACAUCUUCACCGGCUACAUGCUGUACCCCAUCGCGGACGAGCACGGGUAUUAAACCUGCAGACUCCCGGACCCUUAAAACAAUAUUAAUAAAAAACAAAUCCUCCCUCAACUGCUGAUUCAUGAAA
Messenger RNA from Cyclopterus lumpus (lumpfish), 861 nucleotides. RefSeq names its product cerebellin 18 (gene cbln18). The record is from RefSeq and is a predicted model, not a curated record. The coding region runs from base 42 to 788 and encodes 248 amino acids. NCBI's taxonomy places the organism in Eukaryota, Metazoa, Chordata, Actinopteri, Perciformes, Cyclopteridae. The transcript is spliced from 7 exons. Gene Ontology annotation, molecular function: protein binding.